GUGGCUGCUUGAGCACUUGGGCUAUAGCUUGUUCAAGGAUGCUUUUGAGGGUGCAGAGCAAGGCUGGUUCACCUGGACCGUUCAUGAGCUGAUGCUUCGCUUCUUUGCCACCUUCACCCAUUCCUCCUCUUCUGAGAACAGUGCCUCCCGAUCUGCUCGCCCUGCAUACGUGUUUGCGGUCCAGUUCCAGGCCAGUGGUGUCCAUGGCUGCUUUGAAUGUGGAUGCUCGUGGCACUGUGACAGUAUUUCAGAGCGAUGCAGGAAUGAGGGUCUGUCCUCCCCGACCAAGGAGACCUCACACCGUUGGUUUUGUGCUCAGGUGGACAAAUGUGUGCCAGGGAAUGUGCAGAAGGUGAAGAGCAAGCGCCGUGUUUUCACUGCGCUGCCCUCGUCCGGAGCCCUCUCGCCAGGACAGCGAUGCAACGUGCGAGUCAGGUUUUCACCCACAGAAGAGAAGUCCUAUGACAGCAUUCUGAAGAUUAACAUUUCCCAGAGCAGCCGGUCCCUCCAGCUGCAGGUCUCAGGGCAUGGGCUGGAGCCACAGCUGGAGUUCAGCCCCACAGUGCUUGAGCUGGGACCGUUGCUGCCAUGCAGCUGUGGGGUGGAGGGGACGGUGGUGGUGAAGAACCCGUGCAAUUUCCCCAUCGAGUUUUACUCUCUGGAGUUUGACCGGGAGUACCUCGAGGAGGAGCAGGUCGAGGUGCAGAUGUGUCCUUCCAGCAGGAGGUCAGUGUGGAGGCCGAGCACAGCCUGAAAGUGAGCCACUCCAUCUCCAAAGGCAAAGGCAGCCUGCGGCCCAUCAGAUCCCAUGUCCAGGGGUUAUCCAGUUCUCAUCACAUCUUUCCCUCUCUCUGCAUUCCUGCACCGCAACAGCUGAGCAUCAGUGGCGGCACAGCAGGAGAGAGGAGCUCUGUGAGCUGUGUGCUGCCUGAGGACUUGCUGGUGGCCAUCCUCUCUGAAAGGCUGCAGCUGAGUGACUGCUCCCAGGGAGUGGUGUUUGAUGGCCUGGAGACCCUCUUUGCACACAGCAUGGUGUCUGCUCUCCUCUGCCUGCUCAAAGCUGUGAGGAAUCGACCUCAUAUCUACUUUGUGAACCUGUACCAGGAUUAUGAUUCUUGGAAAG
This is a messenger RNA of Cuculus canorus (common cuckoo), 1123 nucleotides long. RefSeq names its product hydrocephalus-inducing protein-like. Gene Ontology annotation, biological process: cilium movement; axonemal central apparatus assembly. The transcript has 5 exons. NCBI's taxonomy places the organism in Eukaryota, Metazoa, Chordata, Aves, Cuculiformes, Cuculidae. Gene Ontology annotation, cellular component: axoneme. The record is from RefSeq and is a predicted model, not a curated record. Bases 92 to 754 code for a protein of 220 amino acids.